AUGUCAACCACAAAGCUAAUUCUCGCCAUAAACGCUGGUUCAUCCAGUGUAAAACUGUCUCUCUACUCAUCAACCCCUCCCGACUCGGAACGGAAGACAGGAAAUGCCCCAUGCCUUAUCCUUCAAUCAUCAGUUUCAAAUUUGACAUCUCCGCCUGCAGUUUUUUCAUAUACUCAUACCGAAAACUCUUCUACGUCUAGCAACGUCAAAUCUAAGGAAUUGCCGGAUGUGAAAUCUCAAGAUGAUGCCUUCAAGCAUUUCCUCGAAUACCUUUCCAAGGACUCUGAUUUGAAGCAAGUAAAUAGCGGAGAGGAUAUUACUUUCGCUUGCCAUAGAAUUGUACAUGGAGGUGAUUAUGAAAGACCAGUUGUUAUAAACGAGAAGAGUUUAAACUAUCUAAAGGAACUCACUGAUCUUGCCCCGCUGCACAAUUCUCCUGCUCUUUCACUCGUUCAAACAACUCUCAAACAACUUCCGAAAACAACAAACAUUGCUUACUUUGAUACCAGCUUCCACACUUUAUCAAUGCCCGAGCAUAUAAAGACAUACCCAGUAAAUCUCGAGCAUGCGCGCCGCAACAAGAUCCGAAAGUAUGGGUUUCAUGGCAUUUCUUACAGUUUCAUCGUGACCGAAGUAGCGGAAUAUCUCAAGAAAUCUGUUGAAGAAACCUCAAUUAUCGCACUCCACCUUGGGAGUGGCGCGUCCGCCUGCGCCAUUCGGAAUGGAAAAUCACUGGAUAACUCUAUGGGCUUGACACCACUUGAGGGACUUCCUGGUGCGACACGCAGCGGGACCGUGGAUCCAUCACUAGUCUUCCACUAUACAUCAAAUGCUGGUAGAAUAUCGCACAGCGGUACUGAGGAUAUGCAGAUCAGUAAAGCUGAAGAAAUUCUAAAUAAGAAGUCUGGCUGGUCAUCAAUCAUCGGUACAACCGACUUCUCGAAACUUAAGUCAGAUUCCCCUCCUCCACAUAGCGAACUUGUCUUCGAUUUAUUUGUGGACCGUAUUCAUAACUACAUUGGUGCAUACUUUGUAAAGCUUCGCGUCGUGGAUGGGGUGCAGUGUUUGGGGUUCUCAUUGAAUAAAAGGGCAAAUGAGAACAUCGAGAAAGAGAAUGGGAUUGUCUUGAAUAUUGGUGAGGAGAGUGCAAGGGCUCCUAAGGUCUUAAUUUGCAGUACAGAUGAGCAGUUUGAAAUGGCGAGGGAAUGCGCGAGAGACAAAGAAUUUUGGAGCAAGCUUUAG
Messenger RNA from Morchella importuna, 1242 nucleotides. RefSeq lists its product as uncharacterized. The record is from RefSeq and is a predicted model, not a curated record. Gene Ontology annotation, biological process: phosphorylation; acetate metabolic process. Gene Ontology annotation, molecular function: acetate kinase activity. Lineage: Eukaryota; Fungi; Ascomycota; Pezizomycetes; Pezizales; Morchellaceae. The transcript has 6 exons. Bases 1 to 1242 code for a protein of 413 amino acids.